AUGGCUUCACUGAAAAUUAAAAUAAGUAUAAAUUGUUUACCUAUUUUACCAUCGUUAACUGAAGAACACCAUCGUCAAGUCUCUUUCAAUAGAGAUGUUGUAAAACAAUUGAUAGAGAUUACUAUAUUUUUAGCUAAACACAAUUUAUCUUUUAGAGGACAUAAUGAAUGCUGGAAAAAUGAGCUAAAGGGAAAUUUCAAAGAUAUUCUGGUUUUAUUAGCACAACAUUCACCCACGUUAUCAGUACACAUUAGUAAUUUGAAGAGCAAUGCCAGAAAAGAAUAUUCUUUUAUUUCAUGGGAGAGACAAAACUUACUCAUUGAAUCUGUUACUGAAUAUGUAUUAUCAGUAAUUAAGUCACAAAUUAAUUCUGCUGAACUUUUUAGUAUAUGCAUAGACUCAACAUUUGAUGUGUCUCAUAAAGAGCAGCUGUCAUUUAUUAUUCGAUACAUUUUUAAUGGAAACAUUCAUGAAAGAUUGUUAGCAUUAACCGAGUCAUCGAAUACUACAGGUGAAGCACUUUUUGAACAAUUUAAAUCAGUGAUGGAAAAGAACAAUUUAGACUGGAGAAAUAACCUUGUUGGCCAAUCAUAUGAUGGUGCAGCAAAUAUGCGAGGAACAUAUAACGGAUUGCAAGCUCAAAUCUUGGAAAUUAAUCUUAAAGCUUUAUAUAUCUGGUGUUAUGCACAUAGAUUAAAUUUAAUCAUAUUGUCUGCUGUUGGUUCAUGUACAGAAGCAAUUGAUUUAUUUGGCAAUUUGGAAAAAUUAUACACAUUCAUAAAUUGUAGUAAGAAAAGAGCUGAUUUAUACAGACAAAAACAAUCUCAAAUAUAUCCCCAUAAACAAAUACGAGCUGCCAAAAGAGUUGGUACAACCAGGUGGAUGUCAACAUCAUUUGUUUUGACCACAUUAUUAGAGACAUUGGAAGCAAUCUUGGACAUGUUGAGUGAAAUAAAAACAAAUGAAGGUACCUCCGAUUAUAAAACUGGUUCCGAGUGCAGUGGUAUGCUCGAUUAUUUUCAAUCUUCGCGUUUUAUAAUACCUGCAUUUAUAUUUAAAAGUAUAUUUGAUAUUGUUGAACCACUCAGUAAAGUUUUACAAUCUCAUGACUUGGACAUACUAGCUGCGGUGAGUCUUUUAACAAAAACAGAAACCAGGAUAAAAAAACUUUGUACAGAUGAUGCUUUUUCUGAAAUUUUCCAAGAUGCUAAGUUAUACUCAGAGGAACACUUUGGAGACUUCGAGGUUAACAAUUGUAGAUCUAUUGGAAAUCGAAAAAAGAAAGUUCUUAAACGACCAGGUGAACUAGCUGCUGAUGAAACUGUUCAAGAUCCUGUACAGCGUGUCAAAGUCACUGUAUUUUUUAAGACAAUUGAUAUUGUUCUUCAACAAUUUCAUGACAAAUUUCAGAAUCAAUCAAUAUCUGUAUUGAAAGAUAUCGGCCUUCUCUAUUUAAAAAGGAUGCAAGACAGCACAGUAGUCCCACAAGAUGCUUUUGAGAAAUUAUGUAAAAUGUAUAGAUUUAGUCAAGAAAAAGUAAGAAGCGAAUACAUUAUGUUCAAACAAAUUCUCAAUGAUUUAGACCACAAAUUACUAACAAAUUUACCAAAACGUCUACAUAAUACAACAGAUGAUGAAAACAGCAAUUCAGAUAACAGCGAUGAAGAAGUUGAAUUAGAUAGUGUUAUAAAUAUUAUUAAAUCGCGGUUGAGAUCAACAAUGGAUCAAAAACGAUUAGAGAAUCUAAUGGUCAUAUCUUGUGAACAUGAUGUAUCUAUUGAUAUUUUUAAGGUCAUUGAUAUAUUUGCUUCAAAAAGUUCUGUUCUUGCCAAAUUGCUAACUUUUUAA
This is a messenger RNA of Acyrthosiphon pisum (pea aphid), 1848 nucleotides long. RefSeq names its product zinc finger MYM-type protein 1-like. The record is from RefSeq and is a predicted model, not a curated record. NCBI's taxonomy places the organism in Eukaryota, Metazoa, Arthropoda, Insecta, Hemiptera, Aphididae. The transcript has 3 exons. The coding region runs from base 1 to 1848 and encodes 615 amino acids.